Molecule: messenger RNA, 1188 nt
Organism: Heterobasidion irregulare TC 32-1
Lineage: Eukaryota; Fungi; Basidiomycota; Agaricomycetes; Russulales; Bondarzewiaceae
Exons: 7
Coding region: 1-1188 (395 amino acids)
Biological process (GO): protein phosphorylation; signal transduction
Cellular component (GO): cytoplasm
Molecular function (GO): protein serine/threonine/tyrosine kinase activity; protein serine/threonine kinase activity; ATP binding
Source: RefSeq, a predicted model, not a curated record
AUGACGACCCACGCCCCAAUAAACGGCAUCAAGAUAAAUCCCAUCGACGACCCCCGCAAGGUCGUCAAGGUCGAGGCCUCCGACGGCAAGUCCGGAGAGCUCCGUGACGUCUCCUACACCAACUGCAAGGUCAUCGGAAACGGCUCCUUCGGCGUCGUCUUCCAGGCAAAGCUCGUCUCGGGCCCGGAUGAUGGUCAGGAUAUUGCCAUCAAGAAGGUCCUGCAGGACAAGCGAUUCAAGAAUCGUGAAUUGCAGAUCAUGAGACUCGUUUCCCACCCGAAUGUAGUCGACCUCAAAGCCUUCUUUUAUUCCAACGGCGACAAGAAAGACGAAGUGUAUCUCAACCUAGUGCUCGAAUAUGUCCCCGAAACAGUCUAUCGUGCCAGCCGCCACUAUGCGAAACUCAAGCAGCCCAUGCCCAUCCUCCAAAUCAAACUCUACAUGUAUCAGCUCCUGCGCUCGCUCGCCUACAUCCACUCCGUCGGCAUUUGCCACCGCGACAUCAAGCCACAGAACCUGCUCUUGAACCCGGCAACAGGGGUCCUCAAGCUAUGCGACUUUGGCUCCGCCAAAAUUCUCGUCCCGAGGGAGCCCAACGUCAGUUAUAUCUGCUCGAGGUACUAUCGUGCGCCGGAGUUGAUCUUUGGGGCGACGAACUACACCACCAACAUCGACAUCUGGUCGACAGGCUGCGUCAUGGCCGAGUUGAUGCUCGGCCUGCCGCUCUUCCCCGGUGAGAGUGGCAUCGACCAGCUCGUGGAGAUCAUCAAAGUCCUGGGGACGCCCACGCGGGAGCAGAUCAAGACGAUGAACCCGAACUACAUGGAACACAAGUUCCCGCAAAUCAAGGCCCACCCGUUUUCAAAAGUGUUCCGGCCCCGCACGGCGCCAGAGGCGAUCGACCUCGUGUCAAAAGUGUUGGAGUACACCCCCGAGGCGCGGUUGAGCGCGGUGGAGGCGAUGGUGCACCCCUUCUUCGACGAGUUGCGGAUGGAGGGCGCGAAGAUGCCGAACGGGAAGGACUUUCCUCCGCUCUUCGACUUUACUCGAGAGGAGCUGUCCGUGCUCCCAGAUCUGAUCCACAAGCUCGUGCCACCACAUUGCGAGCCGGAGCUGCGCUCACGGGGGAUCGAUAUCAACAACUUCGUGCCGAUACCAUUGGAGCAGAUGAGGAUCACGUUGGACUGA